Cloeon dipterum is the source of this 1436-nucleotide messenger RNA. RefSeq names its product phosducin-like protein. The record is from RefSeq and is a predicted model, not a curated record. NCBI's taxonomy places the organism in Eukaryota, Metazoa, Arthropoda, Insecta, Ephemeroptera, Baetidae. Gene Ontology annotation, biological process: regulation of G protein-coupled receptor signaling pathway. The transcript is spliced from 3 exons. Bases 243 to 1103 code for a protein of 286 amino acids.
AGAAAAAACUACGACCUAAAACACACCCAAAGUGGCCAUGCAACAACCCCGCAGGAGCGGGAGCCCCUUUCAGGGCCUCAAACAGCCCACUGACUGGGCUCUCGAACAGCCCCCAGGGACGGCCGCGGCCAAUCCGCCGUCCUUCGGCCUGACGACAGGAAAGGCGACAUUAUGCGGCAGGUGAACGUGAGAGGGUGGUUGCAGGACUUACCUGACGCUCGGAGACGGUGCUCAAAGGACCAAUGGCUACGUUAGAUGACAAGCUUUUGGGGGAGAAGACCCACUACUACUGUAGCAGCAGUGAAGACGAGGAAGAUAACAGCAAUAGCUCGGACAAUGAAAAGGGCCAUGACCACAUUGGCGGUCAGAUGAUUAAAUCGUCUGCACAGCUGUCGCAAAGCGCUGCGCCCUGGGAAGGCACCUCGACCAACACAGGUCCCAAGGGUGUCAUCAAGGAUUGGCAACGUUUCAAGCAACUUGAGGCAGAGAAAGCAGCUGAAAAGGAGCAGGAGCGGCUUGCCCUCUUUAAAAAGCUCUCGCUGACUUGCAGAUCGACGCUUGACGAAGAGAAAGAAAAGCAGAAGGAAGAAGAAGAAGACGAGGAAUUGUUCCUGGAGGAUGCGUUCUUGCAGCAAUACAUGCAAAAGCGCAUGGCCGAGAUGAUUGCCCACUCAGCCUCUCUUCCUGUUUUUGGAAAAGUUGUGCCCAUCAAGGACUGCAUCCAACUGCUUUCUGAAAUCGAAGACGAGAACAAAGGAGUAACGGUGAUAAUUCACGUGUACGAAGAAAACGUGGAGGGUUGUGAGGCGAUGCAUGGUUGCAUCAUGUGCCUCAGUCAACAGUAUCCCCGGGUCAAGUUCUGCCAGGUGAGCAGUCGGGUUGCCGGUCUGAGUGAGCAAUUCCAGGUCAGCGGUGUGCCUGCCUUGCUUGUGUACAAAGCGGGCCAACUGAUUGGCAAUUUUAUUCGAAUGACUGACGAAUUUGGCGAUGACUUUUUCGCAAGUGACGUGGAAAGCUUUUUGGUUCAGCAUGGACUUUUGCCAGAUCAGAGCUGUGUUCCACAAAUCAUCAAAAGUGGAGAGGAUGAUGACGACAGUGAUUAAUUAGGUAUUCAUAAGUGCGUGUUUUGCUAUUCAAUCAAACCUUUUGAUAACUGAAACUAGCUUAAUUAGUGUUCGGUCUGUUAGUUGAAUUUGCCAGAGUGCUAAUACCGAUUUCAUGUAAUGAUCAUGUUUUGCAUUUGUAUUUAUGGGGCCAAAUGAUUUUUUUAGUUUAUGUUGUUCGACCUUCAAGUAUUUAAGAAAGAUAUCUUGAAUCUCUACAGGGUACUUAAAGUUUACCACGCAGUUGUUUCCGUGUUUAUAAAAAUCUGACAACAAUUAUUUGAGCUGGUGUGUACUAUUUAAUAAAUUAACUACUUCAUCGAAACACUUAAA